CGGCUGCUCCACGAGCCUUAUCUUCUUCUAAAGAGCAUUUACCAACUUCAGGCUCUGUCCCGGGAUUUAAAUAAAGCAAAAUUAAAAAGCGGCGGAUAAAGAGGGUGGUUCCUAGGGCUACAACUCGUCGAAUGGCGUCGGCGACGGCAACACCUAAUUUUUCCUUCCAAAACCUAUCUAAUUUACUUCCACCCAAAACAUCCAUAUACCAUACACCGAUUCUCCUCCGAAACCUUAAACGAUCGAACUUUCAUUCUUCAUUCCACUCGAUUCAGAAGCCCGAAAUACCCCGCCAAGUCAUUCUCUUUUCCGUGGACGUUUCAAAGGACGACAAACCCCUCUCGAACGAUCGUCCGGUACCGGUGGAUCCUGCAGAGACCAGGGAUAAGGUACAGGAGAAGAAUUUGGAUCCGCGGCGUCUGGAGGAGCGAUUAGCCGUGCUGAAUACGGGGAUCUACGAGUGCCGAUCUUGUGGUAACCGCUACGACGAGGCCGUUGGCGAUCCUUCGUACCCCAUCCCACCAGGGUUUAGAUUUGAGAAGCUACCGGAGGACUGGCGAUGCUCGACUUGUGGAGCGGCGAAGUCCUUCUUCGAGAGCAAGAGCGUGGAGAUUGCAGGAUUUGCGCAGAACCAGAAUUUUGGGCUUGGGGCCAACACGCUCACAGGAGGCCAGAAGGCAUUGCUGAUAUAUGGGAGCUUGCUGCUCGCAUUCGCGCUCUUUCUCUCCGGAUACUUCUUGCAAUGAUGCUUAUAUUGGUAAAGAUGGAGGAAACUUCUUUUCAAGUAUGCUUGCUGUUGCAUUUUUUUGUUUAUUCACUGUAUCUUUAAUCAGAAAUGAUGGGGCUUGUGAGGAGAUCAGGUUGGAGAUGAGAAUAUCAGUGAUUUAAAGGCAGAAUCUGAUUCAUUUUUGU
Molecule: messenger RNA, 912 nt
Organism: Phalaenopsis equestris
Lineage: Eukaryota; Viridiplantae; Streptophyta; Magnoliopsida; Asparagales; Orchidaceae
Product: rubredoxin
Exons: 1
Coding region: 132-746 (204 amino acids)
Biological process (GO): alkane catabolic process
Cellular component (GO): chloroplast
Molecular function (GO): electron transfer activity; iron ion binding
Source: RefSeq, a predicted model, not a curated record